AUGAACAGGAUAAAAAUGAAGACAACUAAGGUAUCUGGAGGGAAACCUGGAGGGCAGAAAAGCAUCUCGUCCUUCUUUUCCUCCCAAAACCAAAAGGACCGAACAUCUUCCACCAAAGUACCCCUCACUGGCACUGCUCAGAUCAAAGAUGGUGGAAGCUCUCUAUUCAGACUCCAUUCCCCGUUGAAGAGGAAUGUCUUUGGGGAUCUUGAAAACCUCCUUCCCCCCUCCCCAGAUCUUCUCCUCUCUGUGCCUGAAACUCCCAACAGUCAGAUCAGGCUUACCUCCACCAGAGAGGCAGGUCUGCGGAGCCCAGAGCCCAGCAGAGAGGCAGGAAAGCUCGGCCAAGCGUCCCCUAUCUGUCGCAGCCCUCGCUCCAAAGGGCAGAGUCUACGGAGACUGAUGGCCGGAGAGGGAGGAAGAUCCAAGAGGGACGAUGGAUGGUCUGGCUCCAUUAAAAGACUCCUCAGCCCUAAGGAAGAGUCCCACCAUGCCAAGAGACCAAGAACUGCCAAUCCAUCACCAUCGAGAACUGUGAUCUCCCCCAUAGGUAGCAGCGUGAAAGCAACCAGAGCUGUGUUUGGCCCCAUGAAGGCACCUCAUUUACCCAGUGACCAAUCAGCGGGUCAGCCUGACGGGUCGAUGAGUCGCAGCCGAGACACCGAAGUGGUCUUAAACGACAGCAAAAACACAACGAUGUCACUCAAGUCAGCUUUCUGUCAGCCUUGGGAGGAAAAGAGGAAACAUCUGGAGGAACUGGACAAGAAGGAUUCUGGUUUUACUGUGAUAACAGAGCAGAAAGCAGGUCAGGUGAAAACCAGUGGAAACCCACAUCUGGAUGAGGACGCUGACGGUCUUACUGCUGAUGUGUGGGAACCCAGUGCUAAAGCUAUCACUUCUGCACCAGAAGAUGGAGAGGGAGACCCAACUGAAAAAGAAACUACAAAGGCACCGGUGACAGAUGGAAACAGGGACAAAGCAACUGGAGGAUCGACGUCUGCAUGUCCUGAAGAAGACAUGUUGGACGACUGCUGGUUUGCAGAGCAGAUGGAACCUAAUGAAGAUCGUGCAACAGAAGACAAACCCAAAAAACUCCGUAAAGUCCCAGACCACGUGAUCCUUUCUGGAGGCCUAAACAACCGCUACUGGGUUGUGGACGUUGAAGAAAGACCGGGCAGCAAAACACUGACCAUCUCAUGCUCCAAGUCUCUCCAUCCAACUGAGACGUGUCUGCUCAAAGAUGGAUGGGAGAUGACGCCUGUCCAUUGCGGUGAUGUGGUGCAUCUGGAGGGCUGCUCCGAUGGUGGGUCCUGGUUGGUGGACAGGGAGCAGGGCUUCCUGGUUUUACUGCCUGAUAGCCUCAUCUCAGGAACCAGCAUCUCAAACUCCAUCCGCUGCAUGAGGCGUGCAGUACUGGGAGAUAUGUUCAAGAGUUUUGACGGCGGUUCCAAGCAAAUGCUUAACGGCACCAUGGUGCAUGAAGUGUUCCAGAGGGCAGCUACCGCUAAAGACUUUUCUUUGGAGAAACUAUCUAAGCUGGCUGAUGAGGCGUUGCAGGGUCCUCGGUACCUGGGCGACAUGUACGCUUUGGGUGUAAGUCAGGAGGAGAUGAAACAGGAGCUGCACGAUUAUCUGCCGUCACUGCAACACUGGGCGAAUACGUACCUCAACUCCUCAUCACCUAAAGCCAUCAGCCUUAAACUCAACAGCAGAGCUCCAAGCAACCGUCAGGACCCUGCUACUGUUGUCACGGUAACAGAGCUGGCAGACAUAGAGGAGAAUGUCUGGGCCCCGAGAUUUGGCCUGAAAGGGAAAAUCGAUGUGACGGCGAGGGUUCGAAUCCAGAGACCACGAAACGGAAGCCACAGAAUGCCCGAGGAAAACACCGUACCACUGGAGCUGAAAACUGGAAAGGAGUCCAACUCAAUAGAACAUCGCAGUCAGGUGAUCCUGUACACUCUGAUGAGCCUUGAGCGGUACAAUCCUGAAACCGGCUUCCUGCUUUACCUCAAGACUGGCAACAUGCACCCUGUAGCGCCCAGCCACAUGGACCGCAGAGAGCUGCUGAAGCUCAGAAACACUUUGGUUCAUCACAUUCACAACAGUGUGGAGCAAGAAGCAGAGCGGAGCCGCCUCUCCAGACUUCCUGAUAUCCUGACAAACAGACAAACCUGCCAGUAUUGUCCUCAGAAGAGAAACUGUGCUUUAUAUGAGAGAGCGGUGGAUCCCAGCGCUGCAGAUGUCAGUGAGGACGUCGUGCAGGACCUUCUGCAGCAAGAGACUGGUCACCUCACGCUGCCACAUCUCAACUAUUUUUCCCAUUGGCUGCUGCUCUGCUGCCUGGAGGCCACUACCAUGGAGGCCAAGAACAGUCGAAAGCGUGUGUGGCUUCAGACAGUUCAGGAAAGUGAGAAGAAUGGAAGCUGUGUGGGAAAUCUGCAGCUCAGCGGUCCAGUGACUGUGCAGUCUGAAGGGGUUUUCCUCCAUCGUUUCCAGCGCAGCAGCGUUGCCUCACAGCAGGGUUUAGCCAGCGGGGAUCGGAUUGUUGUCAGCGAUCAGGAGGGUCGCCUCGUUGGCUUGGCAACAGGGUACCUGUGUGAGAUCAGCAGGAAAGCGAUCAGCUGCACUCUGGACAGGGACCUGUCAAAGUUCAGCGGCGUGUUGUUUCGAGUGGAUGGUGAUGAAGGUGUGGUGGGUCUCAGCACUCACCUCACCAAUCUGUCCAGGUUGAUGGAAAACUGUCCGGACAGCGAUCGUCUGAGGGAGCUGGUUGUUGACCUUCGGUCUCCAGAGUUUAUCUCCAACCUCAGUUCUGUUCUGCCCAGAGAGGCCAAGGACACAGUGGCCAACAUCCUCAAAGGUCUCAACAAACCGCAGAAACAGGCCAUGAAGAAGGUGUUGUUAUCCAAAGACUACACACUGAUUGUCGGCAUGCCUGGCACUGGCAAAACCACAACCAUCUGCACCCUGGUUCGUAUCCUGCAUGCAUGUGGGUUUAGCGUGCUGCUGACCAGCUACACCCACUCUGCUGUCGACAACAUCCUGCUGAAGCUCAAACGUUUCCGAGUUGGCUUUCUGCGUCUGGGGCAGGGACAGAAGGUUCAUCCAGACAUCCUGCCAUACACGGAGGAGAGCGUGAGGAAGAAGGGGGUUCACACUCUGUCAGAGCUGGAGCAGCUUUACAACAAAGAGCUGGUUGUGGCAACCACCUGCAUGGGCAUCAAACAUCCCAUUUUCACACAUCGCCGGUUCGACUUCUGCAUCAUAGAUGAAGCCUCACAGAUCAGCCAGCCGAUAUGUCUGGGGCCGCUGUUCUACGCCAAAAGAUUUGUCCUGGUUGGAGACCAUCAACAGCUGCCACCAAUCGUACAAAACCAGGAAGCCAGGUCACGUGGGAUGGAUGAAAGUUUAUUUAAGCGACUUGAACUCCAUGAAGAGGCAGUGGUUCAACUCAAUGUACAGUACCGGAUGAACAGGCAGAUCAUGUCUCUCAGUAACUCUCUGAUGUAUGACGGCCGGCUGGAGUGUGGAUCAGAGAGGACGGCCACAGCCCUGAUCACGUUGCCCUUCCUGCUUACUGUCCAGUCAGAGAUCAGCUCGUACUCUCAGACGCAUCCUCAGCACGACCUGUCUUGGUUGCAGGCCACACUGCUGCCAAACAACCCAGUCUGCUUCCUGGAUUGCUCAGUGGUGCCUGCACUGGAGUCGGUGGAGCAGGGAGGAGUAAGCAACCACACCGAAGCUGCCCUCAUACACAUGCUGCUUUCGCUUCUCCUAAAGGCUGGGUGUAAGCCCAGUGAUGUCGGUGUCAUCGCCCCCUACAGGCAGCAGUUAAAGAGCAUCUCGGCUCUGCUGCAGUCCUCUGCUUUUACCGGUGUGGAGGUGAACACUGUGGACAAAUACCAAGGAAGGGACAAAAGUCUGAUUGUUCUUUCUUUUGUCAGGAGCACUGCAGAGGAAGGAAAGUUAGGGGAGCUCUUAAAGGACUGGCGUCGCCUGAACGUAGCCAUUACCAGAGCUAAACACAAGCUGCUGAUGGUGGGCUCUGCCGCAACACUACGCCGCUACACACCGGUGGAAAAACUACUCAACCAUCUCCAGCAAGAGAACAUGAUUAUCCAGCUCCCACCAGCUGCCCACAAGGCCCUACCCAGCAUGCACCUGUGACAGAAGUCUAUAAAGCUAUGAUGGUGUUUCAGGUCACCUGUGAACCUCAGACCUCAACAUCAAGGCCUCACCUCAAACUUGUCUUUUUUCAAAGAAGACCUGAACUAACUUGUAUCAAAACCACACAUUCCUCACAAUAUAAAACCUUCUGUUGCAUUUACAUUCAAGCAUCUUUUCCUGUGUUUUUCUGCAGAUUAGUAGAUGGCCAGAUGUGAACCACAGAUCUUUAGACUGCAGCUGCUGUUGUUAAUGUUGAUUAGUUUUAAAUGCACAGUUACAGUGGCUCAGUUUUAAAUGUAUGUGUUGUUUCCUAUUAUGUGAAGUACUGACACACUGAACAGCUGAAAUAGCUACGAACGCAUUCAGAGGACGGCCCUGCAGUUCAUGUGUUUAACUGACACUGAUUGUGAACGUAUCAGGCCUCAAGUAGGACUCGAUUGUUCAUCAAAUACCUCACUCAAUACACUGACAAUAUUUCAGGUGCAACUAUAAGUUCUUUCAUCAGAUAUGUGAGUUUGGAGUUUUUCCUUGAUUCAUUUCGCUCAACUGCAGCAGUCAGAUACACUCAUACGUCUGCCACAGCAAUGAAAUGUGUUCAAUCUUAAGGAAUUACAAGCUUGAUAAGAUUGAAAUGAUGGUAUUAUUUACAGCCUGCUUAAUGUAACAUUUAAUUUUUAUCCACUUGUGAACUCUGAUCUGUGAAUAGGUUUUACUACCGUGGUCUAUACCUGUACAGAAAACAGAGAAACAAACUGGUGUAUCAAUGAUUUUAUUGAUUUAUCGUUUCAACAACUAAGAUUAGUGCGUCUUAUGUUCAUAUUAGCAAAAGCAAAACUAACCAACUGAGUUAUUUAUUGCAGUUCCUCUGCAGACUAGCUGAACUAAAGCUGAACAGAUUACAGAGGAGAGAACAGUUAGAAUUCUAGGAAUCUGGUACGAACCACAAUAUCGGACAAAAAUGAUUCUGUGUUUUACAACACGAGUAAACUGUGAUGUUGUCGAAUAACAUUCUGACCACAACUGUGAUUCAACCUUCGUUCUGUUUUACUUGAGCACAGCCUGUAAAUUUAUGUUGUUUUUUUUUUCUUCUAUGAAGUAUUGUGAUUUACUUUAAUGUCGACUAUGUGAAUAAAUAAUGCAAAUCCUUA
Molecule: messenger RNA, 5315 nt
Organism: Stegastes partitus (bicolor damselfish)
Lineage: Eukaryota; Metazoa; Chordata; Actinopteri; Pomacentridae
Gene: dna2
Product: DNA replication helicase/nuclease 2
Exons: 25
Coding region: 1-4167 (1388 amino acids)
Biological process (GO): replication fork reversal
Cellular component (GO): cytoplasm
Molecular function (GO): 5'-flap endonuclease activity; single-stranded DNA helicase activity
Source: RefSeq, a predicted model, not a curated record